This is a messenger RNA of Dipodomys spectabilis (banner-tailed kangaroo rat), 5429 nucleotides long. RefSeq names its product AT-rich interaction domain 3A (gene Arid3a). Gene Ontology annotation, molecular function: DNA binding. The coding region runs from base 363 to 2189 and encodes 608 amino acids. The transcript is spliced from 9 exons. NCBI's taxonomy places the organism in Eukaryota, Metazoa, Chordata, Mammalia, Rodentia, Heteromyidae. The record is from RefSeq and is a predicted model, not a curated record. Gene Ontology annotation, biological process: regulation of transcription by RNA polymerase II. Gene Ontology annotation, cellular component: nucleus.
GGGGGACCGGCCGCGCGCGCGGGGCGUCUCGUCCCAAUCCGGACGGGCGGGGGUGCGGACGCGGACGCGGCCCGCCGCGGAGUCGGUUUCUGCAAACGUGUGAAUGAACCAGAUACCAGACUCUGCCCCUGGGUGCCCUGUCUGAGGAGGCAUCUGCCCACCCACCUGCCACUGGCAUGCUCCACCAGCCUUCAGUCUGAGCUUGGCGGCCCCCGCCCCCACUCCCCGCCACCCUGCACUGCCCCGGCUCUCCCGAGGCCCCCACGCUGCAGUGUGGCCGGGCCCCCUCCCCACAGGGGCCACCCCUGCCGCCUGCCCCUGGUGCCCGGGGUGGUGGUGGCGGCGGCCCGGCCCGCAGGGCCAUGAAGCUUCAAGCUGUGAUGGAAACGCUCUUACAGCGACAGCAAAGAGCUCGCCAAGAGCUGGAGGCCCGGCAGCCUCCACCAGCCCAAUCUCCCUCCACUGGACCCCCAGCCAGAGCCCGGGCCACCCCAGAUGAGGACAGAGAGCCCGAGAAUGCCCGAAUGCAGCGGACACAGAUGGCUGCCCUGGCUGCAAUGCGGGCAGCUGCUGCAGGCCUGGGGCAUCCGUCCAGCCCUGGUGGCUUGGAGGACGGCCCCCCAGGCUCAGAGGAUGAGGACAUGACCCAAGAGGGGGCUCCAGGUUCCCCAGACCUGCCUGGCCGAGGCAGGGAGGGGCCAGGACACACAGAAGGAGACAGCCGCUUCGAGGAUGUGGGAUCAGAUGAUGAGGAAUUAAAGCCAAAGUGGGAGGAGGAAGAACUUGAGGAAGACCUGGGUGAGGAGGAUGAGGAUGAAGAGGAUGACUACGAGGAUGAGGAGGAUGAGGACGAGGAAGGACUGGGCCCCCCAGGCCCUGCUGGCCUGGGCUCUGCCGGCCUGUUUCCCCGCAAGGCCCAGCUGGCCCAGACCUUCCGUGGAGAUGGUGUAACGAGAGUGCUGGGUGGCCCGGAGCGGCCAGGGCCUGGCACUGCCCUUCCUGGAGGCGCUGCCCAUGUUGUACCCCAACUGCAGCCGCCAGACCACGGGGACUGGACGUACGAGGAGCAGUUCAAGCAGCUCUAUGAACUUGAUGGGGACCCCAAGAGGAAGGAGUUUCUGGAUGAUUUGUUCAGCUUCAUGCAGAAGCGAGGCACGCCCGUCAACCGGAUCCCCAUCAUGGCCAAGCAGGUGCUGGACCUGUUCAUGUUGUAUGUGCUGGUGACAGAGAAGGGCGGCCUUGUGGAGGUUAUCAACAAGAAGCUGUGGCGGGAGAUCACCAAAGGCCUCAACCUCCCUACCUCCAUCACCAGCGCUGCCUUCACCCUGCGCACCCAGUAUAUGAAGUAUCUAUACCCCUAUGAGUGUGAGAGGCGGGGCCUGAGUAGCCCCAACGAGCUCCAGGCUGCCAUCGACAGCAACCGAAGGGAGGGUCGGCGCCAGAGCUUUGGAGGCUCACUCUUUGCCUAUUCGCCUGGUGGGGCCCAUAGCAUGCUGUCCUCGCCCAAGAUUCCUGUGCCCUCCCUAGGUCUGGCUGCCAGCACCAAUGGCAGCUCCAUCACCCCAGCCCCCAAGAUCAAGAAAGAGGAGGAUUCAGCCCUUCCUAUCACAGUCCCGGGCCGCUUGCCUGUGUCCCUGGCAGGCCACCCCGUGGUGGCAGCUCAAGCAGCUGCUGUGCAAGCGGCAGCAGCCCAAGCAGCCGUGGCAGCCCAGGCUGCUGCCCUGGAGCAACUUCGGGAGAAACUGGAGUCUGGGGAGCCUCCUGAAAAGAAGAUGGCCCUGGUGGCAGAUGAACACCAGCGGCUCAUGCAGCGAGCCCUACAGCAGAACUUCCUGGCCAUGACAGCCCAGCUGCCCAUGAGCAUCCGUAUCAACAGCCAAGCAGCCUCUGAGAACCGCCAGGACUCUGCCAUGAGCCUGACCAGCACCAACGGCAGCAACAGUAUUAGCAUGUCGGUGGAGAUCAAUGGUAUCAUGUACACAGGAGUGCUCUUUGCCCAGCCACCGGCCCCCACACCGCCCUCAGCAGCCAGCAAAGGUGGUGGCAGUGGGGGUACAGGUAACAACAACACUGGCAGCAGAGGAGGAGCCAGCGGAAUCAGCAGCAACAGUGGGGGCAGCCAGGCGGGGCCCACGGGGCUGUCUGCGCCGCCCCCCACAUCCUCUACCUCAAAUAACGCCUUGCCUUAAUUUACCACAUCGCAUUGCUGCCCACCCAAUAGCUCCUUGGAAUCGCCCACGCCUCCUCCCCUCCCCCCUGCAGGAGGUGCCAAGCUCUUCCCCCCUCACAGGGUAGGGGGUCCUGGCAGCCAACCAUGGCAGGGGCCAGAAAGGCGAAAAUGCGGGUGGGGGAGGGUAGAGAUCCACAAUGGUGCCACAUUAACGCCAAAAAACAAAAAAAAAAAGAAAAGAAAGGAAAAAAAAGGAGAGGAAAAAAUAUAGAUAUAUAUACAUACAUACAUAUAUAUAUAAAUAUAAAUAUAAAGCAAAUUUAAUAAAACAGGGGAAAACCAAGGAACACUUGAAUUUGUAAGGUUUUGGACAUUCAGAAAAAUGGAUUGUGAGGACCACCACAAGAUAGGAGUGUCCCCCCCUCCCCGGGAGGGGGGUCUCACCCUGGGGUCCAAGUCAACCUAUUUAUUACCUCAUGCAUUGCUGUAGUGUGCAGAUCUCAGUUCUGCUGGGUUUUUAUUAUUUGUAUUUUAUCUUAUUUUUAUUCAUCACACAUUCACACCAGCUCCUUCCUUGCGUUGAAGGAAACCCCUGAGCCAUCGUCACAAAAAAAAAAACUUUUUCUUUUUUUUCUGUUGCUUUAGGAACUAUGAAUUUUCUUUUUCUCUAAAAAAAAAGAAAAGAAAAAAAAAAAGAAAUAGUGACACUCAAAAAAAAUCUAAGGAUUUUUUUUAAGAGGUUUUGGAGGGGGGUGGUUAGCUUUGUAAAUACUUAUUUUAUUCUGGGGGGUGGGGAAGUUUCAGACUUAGGAUAUCUAUAUAGUUCUAUAUCUAUAUAUUUGUGUUCUUUCAGGGAAUAUGGUCUUGGAAAAGGAAACAAAAAGGCAAAAAAAUCCAACCCAGUAAUAACCUGUUUAAUCUUUCCGGUAACUGGCUUGGGUUAUUUUGGGUGUGUGGGGGGGGUUCCCUGUGUGGCUGGCAAGCCUGGAACACUGGAUCUUGGCACUCAGGGGGCUGUGGCGAUCUCCAUGUCUUGCCUGCCAGCACUGUCUGCACACCUGGGUGUUGGACGUAGAAAGUUCUGGAAAAGGGUGUGUGAGGGAGGGCCUUGCCUGUCUCAGGGAUGAUCUGCUGGGCUGCUUUGGGGGACUAUCAAUAUGGGGGUGAUUGAGUGAAGCUAGGCCUAGCUCAGGGUGAGGAUUUUAGGGCCUCAGCCUUGCCGGCACCCCUACUUUCUCAUCUCCUUUCUCUUUCUGUCUUCUCCCUGCCCCUUUUUAGCAUGGGGUGGCCAGCUCCUGUGGCCUAGGGGACAGUCAUUAAAAGUGGCAGCAGCCUGGGACAGAAGGCCCCUGACCCCUCCAGGAGCUGCUGGGUCUUUCUGCCAGUGUCUCUGCCACGGUCCUCUGGUGCCAGCAAAGCAGCACGUGAUGGCUGCACUGCGUUUUGGUGUCUUGUGGCAGGGAGUCAACCUGGCUGUCCCUGGUGGCCCCAAGAUGUCUUAAUGGGGCCCCUGGGAGGCUGGCGUAAGGAGAAGCUGCUGCGGGAGUUUGGAGCCCUCAGAGCCCCUUUCUCUGGGGUGGGGGCGGGGCGUCCAUGGCCCCCAGCCCAACUUCUCUUUCUUAGUUCCCCCUCCCCACACACCCCUUACCAGGGAAGGGGCAGGGGCCCUUAUUUCUUUCUAAAUCUCAGGGUGAUCAAUACACUCCCCUCCCUUCAUUUCCAGGGGAGGGGAUGGUAGCCUCUUUUUGACUUUUCUUUCUGGAAGUUUCUGCCCUGCCCCAUGUAGGGAGGUGGGGGUGGGGGGGAAGGCGGGUGUCUUCGCAGCACAAUCAUUCCUGGAAAAUGGGUACUUUUGAUUCCCCAGACUCAGUCCUUUCCCUUCAGAGCUAUCUGAAUUCUGGCUGCAUUUGGUUGUGUGGCCAGGCUCUGCCCUUCCCGCCCAGGGUUUCAGCCGGGCUGUCCCUGUGCCUGCCAGGCUGGGGCACCUGGGGGGGUGGGGGUGGGGAAGGAAUGUCCUCUGCACAUUUCUGUCUACCUCAGGUCUUUUUUGAUGCCAAAAAACAAUACCAUGUUCUGCCUGCCUCCUCUCCCAUCCUCCAGCUCAUCUUCCCCCCUCCCCCUCCCCAAGAGGGACCAAGAGUCACCUCCAUCUCCACCCCCCCUCAUGGCAGUUGGAUAUCUCCCAGGUGGUCUUGGAGGGAUUGAUGGGGGGGGAUCCUGCCUGGGCAGAACUGGACCCCUAACUGGGGACCCUGAGCCUGUGGGUCAUAGUGUAGGACAGAUGGCUGAGGAGGGGGAAGGCUUUGCAGCUUGGGAAAUGAAGGGGGUCUGUGUGACCCCUGGGCUCUUCCAGAGGCCUCCCCCGUGGGUCUCCUACCCCAGCCAUCUCCCAUCCACCACCUACCCUGGGUUUAGAAAGGGGCAUAUUGAGGUGGGGGUGUCGUCAGCACCCCUUUAUGCAAAUGAUGGGAGAGGCCGGGCCUGUGCCCUGUACAUCUGGCACCAUGCAUGGAGUUUGAAAGGUGAUAGAGGGGAACUCCAAACUCAGGGCAAAGAGAGGCUGUGGAAAGGGGGGAUGGAGGGUGGGGCCACUAUCCUUGGAUAGGCUGUUUCCAGAAUGUUCCUUGUGGCCCUUUCUGCUGUCAUGGAGCUGGCUGACCAGCUGUGGGGAUGGCUGGGUUAGGUUUGUUUUUGUUUAUUUUUUUGAGUUGUGCAUUUUCUGUAUAGUCGCAUUUUCCCCCCUUUUAUUCUAUCGGCUUUGUUCCUCCCUCCCCCCAAUUUUGGCUUUUGCAUUUCCCCCCCCCCCUCUUUUGGCAAACAUGAAAACAGCCUUGUUCCAUUUUCAAAUCUGUGACAUUUCAGUUUCUCUGGGGCUUUGUCAGAAGGCGUGCCGACCACGCCCAAACUCAGGUAAAAGAAAAAUAAACUUAAAGAAAUAAAGGUUAUAAACUGCUCUCUACCUCCGGCUGGGCCUGCAGUCAUCCUGUGGAAGGACAGGGAGGCUGCUACAACUUCAGUUGUCCAGAACAUUCAGGUAUUAAAAGGAAAAAAAAAAAAAAAAAGGAAAAAAAAUUGAAAAGACCAAAAAAAAAAAAAAAAAAAGGUGCGAUUUUGAAAUUAAAAAAAAAAAACACUGAAAGUUUACAUUUUAUAACAUUAUUAUGCAGAUUGUAUUUAAAGCUCAGAAAUAUUUAAGACAAUUGUAACCCCUGUAAAGCUGAUGAGAUAUUAAAACCAGACAAAACACUUCUGACUUUAA